Scophthalmus maximus (turbot) is the source of this 4422-nucleotide messenger RNA. RefSeq names its product rhotekin a (gene rtkna). Gene Ontology annotation, biological process: mitotic cytokinesis; actomyosin contractile ring assembly; septin ring organization. Bases 613 to 2616 code for a protein of 667 amino acids. The record is from RefSeq and is a predicted model, not a curated record. The transcript is spliced from 11 exons. NCBI's taxonomy places the organism in Eukaryota, Metazoa, Chordata, Actinopteri, Pleuronectiformes, Scophthalmidae. Gene Ontology annotation, cellular component: actomyosin contractile ring.
CUGCGAGCGCCAGUGUCUUAAAUGUCAAUUCACUCUCCUCUGCUUGCGCGCAGCUAUACAAAGAUUACGCACACACACAUACACUCACACACACACACGCACGCACACGCGCGCGCGCCUCGGCGGAAUUGGCUCCCGGUUGGUCCAUCAGUCGGCCAGCCCUUAUCCUCUCUUGCACUGGCCGCGGUGUGCGCGUGUCCGGACUGGAGCGCAGGAGCUGGACGACGCCGACGACGCCAGUGAUGUGAUGAUGGUGAUGAUGAUGAUGAUGAUUAUGUAGAAUAUGACAACAACACCGGCAGUGGCUCAAAUAUGUGACCGCUAUCGCUCCCGCAUGUUCGCAUUGUGCGCGGAUCCGUGACAACUUCAGAGGUCAAGCAGCCUGCCGCAGUUUCUUUCCGGGAUUCCCGGUGGAUAUUUCCUCUUGCACAUGAAUGGAGGCGGCUCAAGGGGAAAAUCUGAGUUGAGGUUGCCUGCUGCACGGCGUGUGUGUGUGUGUGUGUGUGUGUGUGUGAGUGUGUGUGGGACGUCUAACGGACACUGGUGUUGCGUAAAGCGCCCGCGCUGCCAGUUUUGGAGAGUUGGGAAGCGGCGCGCUCCUGUGCGACUAGAAUGAACAACUCGAACAACCAGAGGGACAGCGACAUCCAGAAGAAGAUUGACCAUGAGAUCCGGAUGCGUGAUGGAGCCUGCAAGCUGCUGGCUGCCUGCUCCCAGAGGGACCAGGCGCUGGAGGCAGCAAAGAGCCUGCAGACCUGCAGCACACGUAUCAUGGCCUACAUGUCGGAGCUGCAGAGGAUGAAGGAGGCUCAGGUCAUGCAGAAGGUCACGCGGAGGUCGUCGGACGCGGGGCCGAUGGACGACAGACUCCCAUGCAAAGGAAAAGUGGCCAUCUCAGAUCUCCGUAUCCCUCUCAUGUGGAAAGACACCGAGUACUUCAAGAACAAAGGAGAGCUUCAUCGGUGUGCUGUGUUCUGCCUGCUGCAGUUGGGAGGAGAGAUCUUUGACACGGACAUGGUGAUAGUGGACCGGACACUCACUGAUAUUUGCUUUGACAAUGCCAUUGUGUUUAGUGAAGCCAGCCCAGGUUUUGAGCUGCGUGUUGAACUGUACAGCUGCUGCUCGGAGGACGACUACUCAGCAGGGAGCACGCCGAGGAAACUGGCCAGUAAGCUGAGCUCCUCCCUGGGCCGAUCAGCCGGCAAGAAGCUCCGGGCAGCCAUGGAGCCCGGACCGUGCAGUCCUGUCAGCAACGGGGGGGCGUCCCCUCUCCUGCUGCCAGUUCCCUCUGUGCCAGGCCCUAAGUACCACCUCUUAGCUCAUACCACGCUGUCACUGUCACACGUCCAGGACAGCUUUCGCACACACGACCUCACCAUCUCAGGCAACGAGGAGUGUUCAUACUGGCUGCCCCUCUAUGGCAGCAUGUGUUGCCGCCUCGCAGCUCAGCCUCACUGUAUGACCAAACAGAUGAUAACUGGAUGUUUGAAAGUCAAGCAGUGUGGUGGUGACCCUCAGAGUUGGACAAAGGUGUACGCCGUUCUGAAAGGAACAAGCCUUUUCUGCUACCACCGGCAAGAAGAUGUGGAGGCUAAUGUUGAACCCGCCUUCACUAUCGCUAUCAACAAGGAGACCAGAAUACGCGCGUCAGAGAAAGACCCUCAAAGUAAAGUUCAGAAUAUUUGUAUCAGCAACCAGUACGGAGGUGAGGAGGUCACACACACUCUGACCACAGACAGCCGCGAGGACACACACCGGUGGAUGGAGGCCUUUUGGCAACAUUUCUAUGACAUGAGCCAGUGGAAGCAGUGCUGUGAUGACUUAAUGAAAAUUGAACUGCCGUCACCAAGGAAACCCGCUCCUGUCACACCAAAACAGGGCUCUCUUUACCACGAAAUGGUUAUUGAGUCAUCUGAUGACCUCAGCAGCACUGUGUCAGACAUCCUGGCUCGGAGGUUGCAGGAGCUGGAGCUCCGCAGCCAGCUUGGCACCUCUCCCACCUGGAUGUCUGUGUUUGAGGAGAACAACCCCAAAGGCGCCGGCCGCCCACAUCCCUGUACCUCUCGCCUGUCCGGCCACAGCCCCUGCACCCCUCACCGUCUGCCCCGGAGCCCAGUGAGCCCUCACCGCUGCCAACAGCCGGGUUUGCUGUCCUCAGAUGCAAGCCUGGCCUCGGACAGCGACAGCCACUGCAGCACCAGUCCCUGCUCUCACUACCACGGCUGGCCCGAGCGCUCCUCAAACUUCUCUCUCUCGUCAUCUUCCCCCUCUCGUCUGAGGCCGCGCACUCUAUCGCUGGAUGCGAAGCUCAGCACCCUUCGGGGGAGGGGAUCCGGAGGAGGGGGGACCUUCCAGUGUCCCUGCCAGCCUCCCCCUUCCCCGCUGCUCGCCCCUAUGCCCAUCUCCUCUCGCUCGCCUCGGUCACAGCGCAGCACACAGACCACACUCUCCAGCUCCAGCUCCACCUCCAGCAACAGCUCCAGCAACAGUGAGGGCAGCCACAGCCCUGAGUCAUCCGAAGGAGUUCCCUUCUCCAGGCCUUCCCCGGCGCGACGCAGCCUCAGGAACCUCCGGGCCAGACUCGAUCCUCGCAACUGGCUCCAGAGCCAGGUGUGAACUGGAGGACAUUUGAUGUUGGCCUAAAGGCAAUAGUACUCAUUAGAUCAUGGUUUAACAGGCUUAACGCGUGAACCAACCUCAGGCUAUCUGCUAGGCCAUAUGCACAGCCCUGAGCAGGAUAAGCUGCCUCUAGCCUGCCUCCUGGUGGAGGAUGGAUCACGGAGGACCCUCAUGGGGCAAACUGGAAUCACUUCUAACACAAAAGGCUGGUGACAAUCACCGCAGAGGUCUCUUGGUUUUGACAGGGUUGCCACACUUGUGAAGACGGUCGGAAAAACGAAAUGGGAGGAAAUCUGCUUGCUUUGAGAAAUCAUGGUCAUUCCAAGUGAUCGCCGCUCAAGACUUGCUCUGAUAGCCAAGCCACACUGGGCACCUACUCCCUGCAACUGGACAAGGUUUAGUUUUGUCCUCUGCAUCAGCCAUCCUGGCCACUCAAACAUUGCUUCGAGGUCAUCCCUAUUAAUUCACUAGCAGACCGGACGAGUCUUAUCGGUAUUUUAUUAAUUAAGGUUUGCGGUGUAUUUGCUAGGAAAGCCAGUGAGCAUGUGGCAAGAUGAAGAUAGGGUAUAAUGCGUCAAGUCUCCACAUGUCAACUGUUUCAAAUGUGGAGGGAACGGUUGGUGUUUGUUGCCUGUACUGUGAUAUCUACUUCAGUGUCAUUUUUCUAAUUAUUCACACAACAGAUGGAAUUUGUGGUUCUCCUAAAAUUACUAUGCACCAUUUUUGUUCUGUUUUUCUUUUUGUGUGUGUUUUUGUUUUUGUUGCAUGAUUACACUUAACAGUUAAAAUGUUGAACUACUUGAGAUCAUUUCAACAAUGAUUUUGGUGAAAGCUUAACUCAAUACAAGUGCUCAUACUUACUGUACUGGUUAUUACUGUGAUCUCUUCAGGGUAAAAAUCUGUGCUCUGGUCUUUUCUUUUACACAUUUAUCUGCACACUGUUGACAGGCUGUAGUCCCAACUGAGCAACAGAUCCCUGCAUACAUAAAUCAAAGUGAAAUUACGCAAAGCUUAAGUAGUAAAAAAACAAAAAAGCCAUACGUAUAAUGUGCUACAAUGCCUCACGGCAAUAUUGCAGCAAUUGAAUAGUGAUUCAUGCUUAUGGAUAAUCAAAUAAAAUGUGAAACGUCCAUCAGUCCAUUGUUUUGCGACACAAAAAACAAUUUUUAUGGUAAUAAACAGAGCAAAUAAAAAAAAAGAUAAAAGGCAAGUGUUAAGUCACAAUACAGUGGUGCGGGCAAAAAUGAACUGGUUUACACUGCCAGUAUUUUCAAAAUGAUGCAAGUUGUUGGCAUUUAGACAACUCACAUCCAUUAUUUCUCAUUACGCGAGAACAGUUGAAUCUUGUCAGGGAGUCGGUGUCUCUGUCAGUGCAGUGAAGCCUCUUCUGUCUCUGUUGUUUACUGUAGACUUUGGUAACAGUUUCGCUCUCUGGGAGUCAUUUUUACUAAGAUCUAAAACUGUCAAAUGCUUGGAAAAAAGCAUCUGUUACUGUAAAUGUUGUUGUUUUUUAAGUUAACAAAUAAACCUCUUUGUCUUUUGUUACACUAUUGAUUUUUGUUAUAAAUGCAGCUAUAAUGAUACCUGAUUAUCAUAAUGUUAACAGAUGAUGUGCAGAUCUUUUAACUGUUCCAAAUAGAUAACAUUGAAUGUUAUAACCAACCGUGCAAGAGUUUCCCUUGGUGGCAGGCUUUGUGUUCUGCAUGUACGCCGUCCGAGAGGGCGAACAUAAAUGGAGAAAUGUGGAAAUCCUGUUUAAAUAAUAUAACAUUAAUUAUAAUAAAUGUUUUAUCAACUCAAAAA